Molecule: messenger RNA, 5632 nt
Organism: Rhincodon typus (whale shark)
Lineage: Eukaryota; Metazoa; Chordata; Chondrichthyes; Orectolobiformes; Rhincodontidae
Product: P-selectin-like
Exons: 22
Coding region: 323-3745 (1140 amino acids)
Biological process (GO): response to cytokine; heterophilic cell-cell adhesion; leukocyte tethering or rolling
Cellular component (GO): external side of plasma membrane; membrane
Molecular function (GO): oligosaccharide binding; sialic acid binding
Source: RefSeq, a predicted model, not a curated record
UAGUCAACAUACUUUAAAACAGGUUAAGAUAAGAGAUAGUCUUUGAUAAGACCUACCCAUACAAGCAGUCUGUUGUUUAUGCAAAUGGAGGCAGUUCAUAAAAGACUCCAGAGUUUUGUUUUGUAUACAGUCAAUUCCUGUGAACAUUAGAGACUCAUCAGUCAAGAAGCAGAAGUGAGUGAGUUCCUAAUUGACAGCUCUUCAGGAAAUCUACACAAUAGUUUCUAUUUCAUGUUCCUGCUGUUAAGCACAGAAGUUGACAGCACCAAAGCUGAGAGCUGCGACAAAGGAUUACAUCUAAGGAUUCUCUCGUACAGUAAAGAUGGUAUCUCAUGAUGGCAUGAUCUGUACAUCCACGCGAUGGUCACAAUUAAAAGGCAAUAUAUUCAGAUUGUUAGCACUAGUUCUAGUGAUCUAUGAAAUUCAGAUGUUAGAAGGAGUACAUGGCUGGGUAUACCAUUAUUCCAAUCAAACCAUGAAAUGGAAUGCUGCGAGGAGGUAUUGUAGAAAUCUAUACACUGAUAUGGUCGCGAUACAGAAUAUGGAGGAAAACAAGUACCUGGCUGACUAUUUGCCACAAGGAAAAGCACAUGUCUGGAUUGGUUUGAGGAAGAUAAACAAUGUCUGGACCUGGAUUGGAACAAAUCGGAUUUUGGAAGAUUUUGCUAUGAACUGGGCUCCUAAUGAACCUAACAAUAAAAAGAAUACAGAAGAUUGUGUGGAAAUGUAUAUAAACAGAGCUGACAAUGCUGGACAAUGGAAUGAUGAACCCUGCCUUCGAAAGAAAAGGCCACUCUGUUACCAAGCUUCGUGCACUCCUAAUGCUUGCAGUGGUCAUGGAGAAUGUGUGGAAACUAUUGGUUAUUUUAAGUGUAAGUGCAAUGAAGGCUUCUAUGGAGACAAGUGUGAAAAGGUUAAUAAGUGUAUGGACCUGAAGGCACCAGAUCAAAGCUCUAUGAACUGUUCCCAUCCUCAUGGAGAAUUCAGUUAUGACUCAAUAUGCAACUUUACUUGUGUAGAAGGAUAUGAAAUACGUGCAAUACAGAGGCUUCAAUGUACAGCUUUAGCAGUUUGGACUGCACCUGUUCCAGAGUGCAAAGCUAAGCAAUGCAGAUGGUUGGAGGUUCCUCGUAAAGAUGGUAUAAACUGCUCCCAUCCACUUGGAUAUUUCAGUUACAAUUCAACCUGCACCUUUAGCUGUAGAGAAGGGUAUGCACUGAAUGGAUUAGACAGACUCCAAUGUCUAGCUUCUGGUCAAUGGUCAGGGCGGACCCCCACCUGCAAAGUCCAAGUAUGUGAAAUCUUAACAGCCCCUGACUAUGGCAACAUGAGUUGCAUCCACCCCAUUGCAAGCUUCCAUUAUAACUCAACAUGCGACUUUAUCUGUAACAAAGGAUUUGCAUUAAGUGGACGGAGCAGGAUCCAGUGUAGAGUUUCUGGACAGUGGACAGCACAAAAGCCAACAUGUGAAGCUGUGAAAUGCGGUGAACUGAAGACACCUCAGAACCUCCACAUGAACUGUUCUGACCCCUUUGGACCUUUUAGUUACAGCUCAAGAUGUGAUUUUGACUGUGCGACUGGAUUUAUCUUACAGGGAUCAGACAUUCUGCAGUGUGAAGAUUCUGGGCAAUGGAUAGCAGAGAUGCCCACUUGCAAAGCUGUUCCCUGUAAUUUACUGAAGAUUCCUAAACGAGGUACUAUGAACUGCAAAAGCCCCACUGAACCCUUCAGUUUUGGCUCUACAUGUGUCUUCAACUGCACUGAGGGGUUCGUACUGCAGGGACCAGGCAAUCUUCAGUGUCAAGCCUCUGGGCUAUGGACAGGCCAGGUCCCCAGCUGUGAAGCUGUAAACUGCACAAGUUUGGAGAAUCCUGAGAGAGGGACCAUGAAUUGCUCCCAUCCCUUGGGACUCUUCAGUUACAAUGCUACAUGUGACUUCAGCUGUGAAGAGGGGUUUACAGUAAAUGGAUCAGACAGUGUUCAGUGUGGAGCUUCUGGACAAUGGACAACACAGACGCCGUCCUGUGAAGUUUCAAAAUGCGAGUUACUGACACAGCCCGAAUAUGGUGUGAUGAACUGCUCCCAUCCUAUUGGGAAAUUUGGCUACACCUCGACAUGUGAGUUUUGGUGUUCUGAAGGAUUUCUGUUAUCUGGAACAAAGUGGCUCGAAUGUGAUGUAUCUGGACAUUGGACAGCAAAGACUCCAACAUGCAAAGCUGUAACCUGUCAAACACUGACUCAGCCUGAACGAGGGACAAUGAACUGCAAUCAUCCCUUUGGAGAUUUCAGUUACAACUCUGUCUGUGACUUUAAUUGCACCGAAGGUUAUGUACUACAAUGGUCAGACAAGCUUCAAUGCCAAGCCAAUGGACUGUGGACAAAGCAGAUUCCGACCUGUAAAGCUAUAAACUGUCAGACACUGUCUCGUCUUGAACAAGGGACAAUAAACUGUUUUCAUCCCAUUGAAGAAUUCGGUUACAAGUCAACAUGUGAUUUUGACUGUAUUGAAGGAUUUGUGCUCAAUGGGCCAGACAGGCUCCAGUGUCAGGCCAGUGGACAAUGGACAGCAGACAUUCCUGGAUGUAAAGCUGUAACCUGUCAGACACUGACACAGCCUGACCGAGGAACAAUGAGAUGCUCUCAUCCUAUAGGAGACUUUAGUUACAAUUCAACAUGUGAUUUUAACUGUGAUGAAGGGUUUGUACUGGACGGAUCAGGUAGACUUCAGUGUCAAGCUAGUGGACAGUGGACAGCACAUACUCCCAACUGCAAAGCUGUAACCUGUCAGACACUGACACAACCUGAACGAGGGACAAUGAUAUGUUCCCAUCCCAUCAGAGACUUUAGUUACAUCUCAACAUGUGAUUUUAACUGUGAUGAAGGGUUUGUACUGAACGGCUUAGGCAGACUUCAGUGUCAAGCCAGUGGACAGUGGACAGCACACGCUCCCAGCUGCAAAGCUGUAACCUGCCAGGCACCGACACUGCCUGAUCAAGGAGCAUUGAACUGCUCCCAUCCCAUUGGAGAUUUUAGCUAUAACUCAACGUGCGAUUUUAGCUGCAAGGAGGGAUUUGUACUGCAUGGGUCAAAAAGGAUUCAGUGUCAAGCUAAUAAAGAGUGGACAGCAGAGAUCCCUAACUGUAAAGCUGUAAGAUGUAACAUACCGAAGGGUCUGAAGCAUGGUACCAUGAGCUGCUCCCAUCCUAAUGGAGAGUUUAGCUACCAAUCAGUGUGUGACCUUGGCUGCAUGAAGGGGUUCAACUUGAAUGGAAGGGACCGGUUUGAAUGUACAGCCUUAGGGCAGUGGACAAAUGAGAUGCCAAGUUGUGAAGUGGUGAAGUGUCAGGAACUGAAUAUUGAUCACCCGACAAUCAUGAACUGUUCACAUCAUCUUGAGAAUUUCAGCUACGGCUCAAUAUGUGAUUUUAACUGUGUCGAAGGCUUUAAAUUGGAAGGAUCUGAGAGACUCCAGUGCAAUGAAUCUGGACAAUGGACAGACGAGGUUCCCUAUUGUAACGAGCUUUUAGGGCUACCCCCUUCAGCAAGUCCUCUGAUCUCUAUCAGUGCAGUUGCAGCAGUUGCUGUCCUUGCUGGUAUCCUUGCUAUGAUUGCCACAUUGAUUAGAAGAAAGCUGAAAACAAAAGAAUAUGAUACAACAAAGCUCAACUCUGACAGUACUGAAGGCUUAGAAGGUACGUUUGAGAAUCCAGUGUUCGACAAUUCUCCUGAAGGAUCCAUUGAAUAGGACAAAUGCCAUCGGUACAAAUGCACAAAGGCAAAAAAGACAUCUGACAAAUGAUUGGUGUUAUUCCACGUCAAGCAUGCUUCCUUCAUUGCAUCCCAAGGAUAUUACCGUCUUCUUCAACAUUAAAGCCUCAACAAGACAACUUCCUCCUUCAGUUCUGUCAAACAACUGUGGAUAACCGGCUACUUUUCCAUCAAUCUGUCUAAUUUAAGAUUAAGACCAAAAAUGCAAUAUCUUCGCAUUCUGUUAGACCCUGAGCUCUGCUUUCUCCCUUACACCUGACCACUUUCUUUCACUUCUGUAACACUGCCUAAAUCUCCUUCAUUCCUGUUGGAAUCUUAAUCUGAUACAUCAAUUAUUCCUGAACCACCUUUUAUCAUUGAGCUACAAUUUAUUACCAGAGAUGUUGCUCACAGUAGCCUACAUCCUCAUUUCCCCCGUCUUUGUUAAGAUCCACUGGAGUAUUUUGUCGUGGGAGUCAAUUUAAUCACAUUUCUCCUCUGUGAUUAUGUCCCUCCUUAAUUCCAGUUACUUCCUCUGUGUAUGUCCCUCUAUCACUGGACUAUUUCUCAUUGCCAACCUCCUCUGCUUGAACACAUUCUUCAGCCAUCGUGUCCAUGUCCCCUGCAACUCUGUCCUUCAGCAUCUCCACUGUCACCUCUCUGUCAUCAAGACAGAGUUAUUCAUGCAGUUCUUUGAUCAUGGAUUUGCAGGCCUUAUCCCUCCCACAGGUUGUCCAGAUAAUGUCAUCUAUAAGGUGGACUGAAGCUCUAAGCAAAGGGCAUUUUAAAAAUGAUUUAUGCAUAUUUCAAUAGUUAACCAGAUGACCUAGUUAUAUUGCCCAAGCUAUUACUUCACUUGAGAGAUUUUUUUUUAGUAGAGUUGAAGGAGUUGAACCACUGUCAUAGAAUCCAUGGUUUCAUGCUUCCUGAACAAAACACACAUUAAGAUGUUUAAUGUAAAUGCAGCAAAUAGUAGAAUCUUGUUAUUCUAUUGAUCAAUAACAGUCAAUUAAUGGUGCAUUUAAGGACCCAUUGCCAUUCCAAAAAACCCAAACAGCCAGGCAACCAAUCCUUUCUCUUUUCAUGGCUUAUUUGAUCAAUAAACUUCAAUGUAAACAGACAUUCCACUGCACGACACUUACAAUAUUACAAAGUACAGUUCAAAAAAAGUAUCAUUAUUAGCUUACCAAAGCAAUUGAUGCAGGCAAGAGUUCAAUAAAAUGCUAGGCAAGAUUCAGAUAGUGCUCCAGCUACACAUUCAGUUACAACCAAAGCCCUUCAUUAUGUCAACUCCUAGUAUUCAAUAAAUCAAUGAUGUUGGAAUACGCAAUUAUUUCAAGUUAGUUCAGUAAAUAACACGUUUUGAUUAUUUGCAACACACACUGAUAGAAGUAUACUUGAGCCAAAAUCUAUAUUGACCACUGGGGCUGUUGUGUGCAUUUGUGUGAAGGAAAGGUUCAGGACUGAUGGAUGAAUAUAACACAUAGCAAUAAUUUUGUGACAUAAUCAGUCAUUGUAUCACUGGAUGUUUGACAAAAGAAGCCAGUUGGCCCAUACAGUAAGAGUUUACUUAUCACUGGUGUCAUGCCAGAGGCAGUAUAGUGGACACCCGGGCCUGAUAACAAACCAGUGAUCGAAUGAGGGGCUUGUGAUAGUUUGUAUUCAGAUGUCAUUAUAAGACAACACAUAGUAUUUAAUUCACAUUGUAGCUUAAUUGAUAAGCAUUUUGUCACUUGUUUGAAGAAUAUAUUUGCCUGUAAUAAAUGUUAUUUUUUGAAUUUAUUGAAAAGCUUGCUGAAAGUCUCUUUUGUUCUAGUUGCCAGUAAUAAAGAGAAAGAAAUUGACCAUUUUGGUGACUAAAUAAAAUAUAUACCAUUUUGGUCCA